AUGGGGCUCUUUUUGGGUUUAGUAUGUGUCUUUGCUCUUUUUGCCCCUCUGUAUCUUGGAGCUCCUAUGCAGCAGGUUGAGCAAAAAAUUGCGACAUUGCAUCAGAGGGAAAAACGCAAGGAUGACAUGGAACUGGCAGCUAAAUACAUCGAACAUUUCUACAGUUUUCAGACAGGUCCCCCUGGUCACAGGAAGAGAAGUCAUCCUUCAUUUUCCUCUAAACUGAUUGACAUGCAGAGCUUUUUCGGACUGAAUCAGACAGGCAGACUGGACACAGAGACACUGGCUGUAAUGAAGAUGCCCAGGUGUGGUGUUCCUGAUAUUGAGGAAUAUGUUUACAACCGAGGCAACAGAUGGAAGAAAAACACGAUUUCUUACAGCAUUGGGCGGUACACCAAUGACUUACCUAUGAAAACAGUAGACUCCUUGAUUGGAGCAGCUCUGGAUGUGUGGGCAAAGGCCAGCCCUUUACAUUUCUUUAGGUCCUUCUCUCAACAAGCUGACAUCAUGGUGGAGUUUGGCUCCAAAUACCAUGGAGACAACUAUCCCUUUGAUGGACCUAAGGGUACACUGGCUCAUGCUUUUGACCCUGGAGAGGGCAUUGGAGGAGAUGUUCACUUUGAUGAAGAUGAACUUUGGACAGCAGAUUCCAGAGGAUUUAACCUGUAUUUGGUUGCAGCACAUGAGUUUGGACACGCCUUGGGUUUAAAACAUUCUCAAAACCCACAGUCCCUCAUGUAUCCCACAUACAGAAACCGUCAAACACAAAACAUGCUUUCCAGUGAAGAUAUUAUGAACAUCAACGCCCUGUAUGGGCCAAGCGUUACAGCGCCGUAUUACCCACGGCUGAAUUGGAAUUAUCCGUUCAAAUCUUGGCUCUCUGGCUUUUACUAUUCAAGGGCAUUUAAGGACAAAUGUGAUCCUGACCUGUCUUUUGACUCUGUUACUAAUUUAGGGGCAGCAACUUUAUUUUUCAAAGAUCGGUAUUUAUGGAUCAAGAAAAAGAAAAAUGACAUAAUAGAGGGUCCCAUUAAAAGUUUCUUUCCAAAAAUCAAUUCAACCAUUGACGCUGCCUACUGGUUUCCACAACACUCCACUACCUUCCUUUUCAGCGGUUCCAGCUACUGGACAGGGAAGAGCUUUUGGAAGAAAGGCUGGCAUCAUCAGAAAAUCACCAGAUUUGGUUUCCCAGCCUCAGUCGACCACAUUGAUGCAGUGGUUCACAUUCCCAACACUGGCAACACCUUAUUCUUUACUCAGGAUCACUACUGGAGAUAUAAUGAAAAUCGUAAAGCCUUGGAAAAAUCUAACCCACACAUCAUCUCAGAUGAUUUCCCUGGCAUCAAGUCUCCCAUCAGUGCGGCUGUUUAUAAGCAUGGUUUCCUUCACUUCUUUGUUGGAGCAGAGGUGUACAAAUAUGAUGUAAAUGUAAGGGAGGUUAUUAGAAUUAAAAAAGCUAAUUCUUGGCUUGAAUGUUAACAGAUAAUUUAAAUUAUAUUUUUAU
This is a messenger RNA of Clarias gariepinus (North African catfish), 1504 nucleotides long. Its product is annotated as collagenase 3-like. Bases 1 to 1479 code for a protein of 492 amino acids. Gene Ontology annotation, biological process: amelogenesis; collagen catabolic process; extracellular matrix organization. Gene Ontology annotation, cellular component: extracellular matrix. Gene Ontology annotation, molecular function: metalloendopeptidase activity; zinc ion binding. The transcript has 10 exons. NCBI's taxonomy places the organism in Eukaryota, Metazoa, Chordata, Actinopteri, Siluriformes, Clariidae. The record is from RefSeq and is a predicted model, not a curated record.